Danio aesculapii is the source of this 1073-nucleotide messenger RNA. It is a transcript of the gene clec3bb, whose product is annotated as C-type lectin domain family 3, member Bb. The transcript has 3 exons. Bases 70 to 672 code for a protein of 200 amino acids. Lineage: Eukaryota; Metazoa; Chordata; Actinopteri; Cypriniformes; Danionidae. The record is from RefSeq and is a predicted model, not a curated record.
UGAUCUCUCUCUCUCAGUCUCUUCUCUUCACAGCAGUGCGUUUGUUCAGUGAUCUUCCAGAGCUCCAUCAUGACACUCAGAGACGGACGUUUUCUGCUGCCGCUGCUGCUGCUCACGCUCUUCACACACUCCUCAAUCCAGCAGCAAAUCACCAGCAGGAAGAAGACACCCAACAAAAAAGACUCAGAGUCUCGAGUCAGCGCUGCAUUAGAGGAUCUUCAGCAGCAGAUCAGUGAUAUCGUGGAGGAGCUCAACCUUCUGAAGGAGCAGCAGGCUCUGCAGACUGUCUGUCUGAAGGGCACGAAGAUCCACGGCAAGUGUUUUCUGGCGGACUCCAUGAAGAAGCGCUACCACACAGCCAAUGAAGACUGCAUCGCUAAAGGAGGAAUCCUGGCCACUCCGCUCAGCUCCGACCAAAACACACAGCUCUACGAAUAUGUGCGACAGAGCAUUUCAGCGAACGACGAAAUCUGGCUGGGUGUAAACGACAUGCAGACCGAGGGCUUGUGGAGCGACCAGACCGGCUCAGCCAUCAGAUACAAGAACUGGAAGCUCCCGCAACCCGACGGCGGCAGCGCGCAAAACUGCGCCGUGCUCACAUCUGGUGGAAAGUGGCUAGACGAGAGCUGUCGCGAGGAGCGCGCGUCCGUCUGCGAAUUCAACAUUGUCUGAAAUCCUCAUCGAUUCAUCUCAGCGCUCCUUUCUAUUUCUCAAUCCUGCUUGCAUUGCGUUUGCUUCAUAAUUGUAUAUUUUUCUGACCCAUUGUCAGUUCACUCCACAAAAACAUUCAGAUACAAAAGCAGAUCUACAAUCAAAGAUCUAACACUGUAAUUAAGAGCAUUAUUGGACAGUCUCCAUUAAGACGAGGCCAAAACACAAACAAAACAAACAACAUAAAUCAGAACAGGGUGUUUUACAGAUCGCUCCAGGCACCUGAUGGAAACAAUGAUGAUUUCAGAUCGCUAGCUUUGUUUACUUGUUUAUUUUCUAACAAACUAAUGUCUAGCCUGAUAUAGCCUGAACAUAUAUCAUUUCAUCUCAAUAAAUAGGUUUGAAAAAAUGAGCUUGUGAGA